GCGACGUAAUUGUAUUUGAGAGCUCUAGAGAAAAUGCUAUAAAAACUAAAUGCCAACUGGUCUUCUCUAAUCAAUCUUGAAGUCAAGUGUAACGGCUGAGUAUGAAAUAUUGGCUAAUUUUAAGUUUUCUAUGUGCCUUGAUGGCAUUCAUUAGAGCUUCUCCUUUGCCUGGUGGUGGUGGCGGAGGCGGAGGAGGUGGUGGCGGCCGUGGCUGUAAUUGUGAGCCUGGUGGUGGUGGAGGCGGCGGCGGCGGUGGUGGUGGCGGCUAUGGCAAUGGUCCUGGCGGUGCGGGCGGAGCCGGUGGUCCCGACUGUGUGCGUCCUUCAUGGAUGCCACCAUGUCCUUAGAAAGUUAAAAAACCGAUUGUUAUUAAUUAUGUAUAAUUUAUACAUAAACCGGAUUUCAAUUAAUCAUAUAUAUAUUAUAUAUAUUUUAUUUUUUAUAAGAUUGGCCUAAAUAACAUUAAUGUGAUAAUAAAAAUUUAGAAUU
Messenger RNA from Stomoxys calcitrans (stable fly), 489 nucleotides. RefSeq names its product probable H/ACA ribonucleoprotein complex subunit 1. The record is from RefSeq and is a predicted model, not a curated record. Lineage: Eukaryota; Metazoa; Arthropoda; Insecta; Diptera; Muscidae. The transcript is spliced from 2 exons. Bases 102 to 347 code for a protein of 81 amino acids.